Molecule: messenger RNA, 3628 nt
Organism: Larimichthys crocea (large yellow croaker)
Lineage: Eukaryota; Metazoa; Chordata; Actinopteri; Sciaenidae
Product: transmembrane protein 205
Exons: 4
Coding region: 180-746 (188 amino acids)
Source: RefSeq, a predicted model, not a curated record
GGACACACACACACACACGCACACACACACACACACACACACACACACACACACACACGUUGUUCCGCCCUCUUCUCGUUUAGCAGCGUUAGCAGCUUCACUGUCCGAGCCGAAGACAGCUGCGAACAGACAGUGUUGGUUUUGGAGACUACAGUGGAGUCCGGACUGGAGAAGGAAGCAUGUCCACUGACCAGGAGCCCACGUUCACUGUGAAGCUGCUGCAGCUGCUGCUGCUCUCCACCUACUGGGGGAUGCAGAUCUGGGUCACCUUUAUUUCAAGCUUUGUGAUGGACAACCACCUGAACAGACACACCUACGGCUUCAUCCAGAGCCGUCUUGUCCCGUUCUACCUCCACCUGGGUUCAGCUUGUGCCUUCUUUAACCUCACCAUCUACGCCGUGUAUCAUCCCAGCGACAUGCUGGACGACAAAGAAGCCUUUCAGAUCUUCAUCUUCUUUGUGUCGGUGACAGUCGCAGCCGUCAACGCGCAGUGGUUCGGCCAGAUGACUUCAGAGAUCAUGGCGGACAUGCAUCUCAUCGAGCAGGCGUGCGGAUUGGGUCAGGACAUCGGCCUGUCGUCGAACCGCGAAGCUUACGCCAAGCUGUGCGACACGGACGUCAAAUACCGACACCUGAGCAGUCGCCUGUGGCUGUACAGACUGCUGUCCUCCCUCUGCAACCUCUGCUGCAUCGGCUGCAACUUCUACAGCCUGUGUUACAUGGCCGAGAACCUCGGCACACUUUAAAACCCACGCACAGCAGCUGGACUGUUUAAUCAUUGAAACAUAGGCUCUUCCACGUCACUCCUUUACAAAUCUAGAAUUUUUUUUUUGUAAAGUUAAAGUAAGUUAUAUAUUUAAUACUCUUUCUCUGUCUCUGCCUUUAAUAAUUAUGAGAUUAAACAUCAGGUAAGCCGCGUUGUUCUUGUGCCUCGGGGAACUAUGAAAGGAUCGAGCCUACGUGCUUUGAUUUUUGAGGCUCCAGUUUUUGUAGGUUUUGAGACGCGCAGCGUUACAAACAUACGCUGCAUUUCACUGCAGGGAGAUAAAUCAGUUCCUGCAGUGAGUAACGCCUCACCUUUCACCUAGUGUGGCUGAAGCUGGUGGCACCCUUGAGAUUUCCCUUCACGAUUACACUUGAGGUACGUUUCAGGAACCUAAAUAAUCAGUUUUGUACGUAGAGUCUCAGACGCCAUGGCGGAAAACAGCCCCAAUGCACUGCACAUUUUUAAAUAAUAUAUAUAUAUAUACAUAUAUAUAUAUAUUUGUGUGGAUGUAUGAGUAAGCAACUAAAGGCACCUUUACCGCCCAAUCCUGCAUUUCUUGUUUGGGUGCAGUUUGAAUACUAUGCACGCAAGGGUUCCAACACUUUUACUACAUGGCAUGCAGCCAGUACUGCAAAACCAAAACACAACAAGUCGUUAUGUUGGAAUCAGGACGGUUUGUAGUUGUUAGAAGCUUUGCAAGCGUGCUGCAGGAGGAAAUCCAAGGCCUCUGUAGCAUUGUUUAUUAGAAGAUCUCUGCACUCAACCUGUUCACUAAUCAUCCCAGUAUGAACGCCAUGUGCAUUGUUACCUUUCACAGUGUGCCUCAAAUGAAAAUCAGUCUGUUGUCUGCUUGAGUUUAAAGUGCGUCUUUUUCGAUGUGUGGCUGUUGGGAAGUUAUGCGGUCACAAUCUUGUUUUUUUUUUUUUUGUUAGUUUGUUUCACAUGCCGAGCAGAGAGGAUCUAACAAACCUCCAUGAUGCUAUGAUGGCUCCUCUUUUGUUUCUUGUUUCUCUUUGCGUCGACCUGUGCUACAUGCCCGUUAAACCAAAAAAAAAAAUGCAAUCAAGGCAGAGGCAGCUGAGCCCAGGUUCUCCUCUUUUUGUUUUUCUUGUGUUCAUUCUGCUGGACCGAUGAAGGUGCUUAUAAUUAUGACCGUUACUGGCAAACACAAUGCAAUGUUUUAAACUGUGCACGUUCUUCACGAUGCGUCGCCUGUCAGAUUAAUACAAUAACACAAGUGGAUUUGUGACAAAGGUGAAAUUUUAUAGACCUUUUUACAUGAGUUAGUGGAUAUUUAUGCCCCGUUUUUCUUGACGAUGUGUUUGAGAUAAUGGGCUGUAACUGUGCAGCUCAAGUCGCCUGAAGACCAGCGAGGUCACAGGUCAUGAGCUGCACAUGGUAGUGGGUUUGUUUCGACAUGUAUGGUCUGUGUUUUUGUAUUAAAACAUGUUUUCUCUCAGUUCUGUGCUUUAUCGUCUUCUCCACAUCAUUAGAUUAAUUUUAUUCGCUCAGGAAGUGCAGGCUGAACUUAAUUAACGCCAAUUUUAUGUGCAGAUUUUUUUUCUUUUUCCGGCUCUGUUCUUCGGUAAAUGAAUUAAAAGGAGACACUAACUGGUCUCAGACGGUCUUUUUGAAGCUGUUUAUGCAGCGCUCAGUGUGUGUGUGGAGUGUCAGUCACACUCGUGUAUGAAAAAAGAUAAUUUCAUGUGGAGUGAUUUGUACCUUGUUACAUAAAGUAGUUUGGAUCUGAAAAUGUUUGAUGGUUGGUGACACCUAGUGGUAAUUAAAAAAAUAAAUGUGUCCCUACUGUGCAACUCUGAAGCCAAAUUUUAUGAUUUUUCCUACAGAUGACAGAAGGGGGAAGCAUUGCACUGCUGUAGUUUAUCAUCAGCUGUGAAUACAAACAGAUCCUCAGCUACAGAACUGUGUUGAAAUAUCCAAGAUUAAGUGAUAUUAGACGAUCUAUGAAUAGAUAAUUGCAAAACAUUCACACCAUCACUCGUUUUAGUCAGAUUAAAGUUGAAUAUUACAGGAGAUUAAAGGGAAAUCAGUAACUGAGUGAUCUUGAAUGUCAUUUUAUAAUCACUGCUACUGUUUGUGCAUGUGUGCUUUUAUCUUAUGUCAUCAUUUUAUCAUUUGUCUGUGCUCAUGUAUGUUUUCUUAUGCCAUAAACUUGCCGGGGGACUGCUGAUGAAAAUUAGCCUGUGUGACUAAAUCUGGCACAUUGACACGAUGGUGUUCAUGUUUAAUGUGCAUUGUCCCUUCUUAAAUAAAACAGUGUGUUCUCUGUGAAUAUGCUGCUGGAUGUUGCUGCAUUUGUAAUAACAAAUCCAAAAAGACAACGUCGUGUCAAGUUUUUUUUAAUGUAAAAACACAUCUUUGCUACAAAUCCAUGGUUACUGUGUUUGAGAUGAGGUCAGCAUCAACAACACACAAGCCACUGCUCCUAGAAAAUGAAUAUUAGUCUAAAAAAAAAAGUAAUAAAUAUAAAAUGAUGUAGAGAAAAGUAAAAAAAAAACACUUGUACCUGACUAUCGAAGGUUUAGAAAACCAUGUUUCUCUUGUAAUACUUAUAAAAACCUGAAACGUACAUUUCAGGAAUAAUCUCAAUCCCAACAAUGAAUGUAACGCCCUUCUUUUUCUCUUUUCCAGGCGCUACCUCAGUUAAAAGUGCGAUAACAUUGUGUCAAAAUAAAAAAAACUAAUUGAUCCCCUUGUACAAAUAACAAACCAUAAGUAGCGUUUGUUAAUUCUGCAUAGAGAGAACCAGUUACAACCUUGGAGAGUCCACAACAACCAUUCUGUAAUACUGAGGGAGCGACAUAUAAACUCUUUUUUUAAUUUUCCCCCAAAUGGAGGCAG